Molecule: messenger RNA, 1484 nt
Organism: Punica granatum (pomegranate)
Lineage: Eukaryota; Viridiplantae; Streptophyta; Magnoliopsida; Myrtales; Lythraceae
Source: RefSeq, a predicted model, not a curated record
CUUUGGCCUUGGCCUUGCCCACCAUCUUCCUUCUUCUUAACUCCUCCCACCAGUCUCCAUCACCGAUGGCAUUGCCAACGACAACGGGGUCCCUCUUCUUCUCGAGCUCUCCACUCCUCCGACCACCUCCCUCCUCAUUCCCAGGGAUUACCCAAGAAGGACUUGGAACAAUGGGACUCUAUCACGGCAAAGUUCUCUGCUGCUGCAAAUAUACCAUUCUUGCUACUCCAGCUCCCUCAGAUCAUCCUCAAUGCCCGAAAUCUCUUGUCCGGAAAUAAGUCUGCCCUCCUCGCCAUCCCUUGGCUGGGUAUGCUGACAGGCUUGCUCGGGAACCUGUCACUGCUAUCUUACUUUGCCAAGAAGAGGGAGAAGGAGGCAAUGCUGGUUCAGACACUGGGAGUCAUAUCCACGUUUGUCGUGAUAUGUCAGCUCGCAGCUGCUGAGGCCAUGCCUCUUCCCCACUUCCUGGCAACUUCGGCAGUGGUGGCCAUCGGUCUCACCUUGAAUUUCAUGAACUAUUUUGGCAUUCUCAGUGCCCCUAUUUGGCGCCGCUGGGAAGACUUCAUCACCAUUGGCGGACUUUCCGUUCUUCCUCAAGUCAUGUGGUCUACAUUCGUGCCCUACCUUCCAAAUAGUAUUUUUCCCGGGAUUGCAGCAUUUGUCGUUGCUGUGGCAGCAGUUCUCAUGGAACGAAUGGGAAAACUCUCAGAAAAAGGUGUCAGAUUUGUGAGAUCGAUAUCUGGUUGGACAGCUACUCUUCUCUUCAUGUGGAUGCCAGUCUCCCAGAUGUGGACUAAUUUCCUGCAUCCUGAGAACAUUAAAGGCUUGUCUGCUUCCACAAUGUUGCUUGCUAUGAUUGGCAACGGGCUCAUGAUCCCACGUGCACUCUUCAUCCGUGAUUUCAUGUGGUUCACUGGUUCUGCAUGGGCUGCAUUCUUGUAUGGAUAUGCAAACAUUCUAUGCCUGUAUUGUUUCAACUGUAUCAGCAGGGAAUUCUUCUUAGCAGCAACAGGUGGCCUGCUUUCUUGGAUAGGGAUGGCUUUCUGGAGAGACAGCGUAGCUUACGGACACUUCUCUCCUCUGAGAUCCUUAAAAGAACUUAUUUUUGGACGACCUGGAUUGGCUGAUCGAUAGACAGGAGAAGGAAAAUGAAGGCUGACGAAAGCAUAGAAGCAUCCUUGUCUCAUAAAGGAAAAUAGAGGUUGGAGGAAGCAGAGAAAUAAAUUGAGAUGCGGAAAGGAAUAAAAGAUGGAAAGGGCUUCUUCAAGGGGACCUGGUUUCAUUAUCUCUGAGUCAUACAUAUGUAGUGUUUCAGCUGAUUGUAUAAUAGUGGAGUACAUACUAAGUUAACGAAACAAUAUAUUGCAGGCAGAUAAGGUGAAGGCAGUUUGUUCUCUGUUUUGUGGCCCCAAAGGUUUUAUUGUUGUUUGAUCUGUCUGAAGUUUGCACUGGUCGACGGACACACCCGCACCAUUUGCCAAGAA